GUCACUUAUACUCGAAAGGCAGACGAGCUUUUGUCUCCAACUGGGGCUUGUGGUGUUACAACGUAUUGCUGAAUUUCCACCUUCAGAAUGGCUGACGCGGAACAGAAAGCAAUGCAACUGAUGGCUGAGGCCGAGAAGAAGCUGACUUCUUCAAAGGGUUUUCUCGGAUCUCUGUUUGGGUUUUUCUCGGGAUCGUCAAGAGUGGAUGAAGCCAUGGAUUUGUACCAACAAGCUGCUAACAAGUUUAAGAUGGCUAAGAAGUGGAGUUCAGCAGGACAUGCCUUUACUGAACUGGCAGCAUUACAUGGCAAGGCCGGCUCACGCUUGGAUGCUGCCACAAACUUUGUAGAGGCAGGAAAUUGUUACAAGAAGACAGACCCUAAUGAAUCAGUCAAUUGUUUGCUGAAGGCGAUUGAGAUUUACACUGACAUGGGGAAGUUCACUAUGGCUGCCAAACACCAUCAGUCUAUUGCUGAGAUUUAUGAAACUGAGGUUGCAGACAUCGAAAAGGCCAUCCAACACUUCGAGCAAGCUUCUGAUUACUUCCGUGGGGAGGAAAACAAUUCAUCGGCAAAUAAGUGUCUCCUGAAAGUAGCCAUGUUUGCAGCACAGAUGGAAAAUUAUGAAAAAGCCAUACAAAUUUAUGAACAGGUUGCAACAAGCUCCCUUGAAAGUUCUUUACUCAAGUACAGUGCUAAGGAAUACAUGUUCCGUGCAGCUCUCUGUCAUAUGUGUAUUGAUCUAACUAAUGCUAAGAUUGCAGUGGUAAAGUACGAGGAAAUGUACCCAGCGUUCCAAGACUCACGAGAAUGCAAGCUUAUCAAGUCUCUUAUGAACCAUCUUGAGGAACAAAACGUGGAUGCAUUCACAGACACAGUAAAGGAUUAUGACUCAAUUUCACGACUUGACCAGUGGUACACCACAAUGCUACUAAGGAUCAAGAAAUCAAUCAACCCAGAGGACAUUUGUUAAGGUGCUUAAAAAAGAAAAUUGAAGAAAAGGCACUGACAAUGGAGUACUAAAAAGGAAAGCAAUAACUAGGAUGGUAGUACUGUGGCACUAUUGAUGUAGAUACGAAAAUAAUGUUCUGUGGGUGAGUGUAAGUAGGAUACCGUACCUUCUGGCAUAAGAUAAUAUGCAGCUCAGCUUGAUUGAUUUUACAAAUCCGGAUGGAUGUAUUACUAUACAGCGCAGUUGUGGUGAUUAUUUAUUUAGAAGUAGUGAAUGAUAAUAUUUUAGUAUCAACAGUUUGUAACUUAUGGUCAUAGUAUGGGUGUUGUUCAAAGAAUGAGAACUAGAUUCUCGUUCUCAAUCUCUAUCACGAUUCUCAUACAAUAUGAAUGUGUUUCCGGUAUAUGUAAUAACUGUUUAAUCUAGGUCUGAGCAAAUGAACAUUACAUAUACAUAUUUAAAAUUUAUUCACCCAGCUACUGUUGAAAAAUGGUGAGGUAAGUUGCCAUUAUGGUUUGAUGUGUAUGAUCGUGGAAUAUAAAAUAGCAAAGCAUACUUACGUAUUGUUAUUUAAAGGAUUGCUAUUUAUUUCAGUUUGAAAUUUUGUGCUGCAGGUGAUGGUAAUAUAGUAACAUCAUCCUAGUUGGGUAUUUUGUACCCAGAACUUUCCCAUCGUCUAUGUGCUUGGUUAGUAUGCCAAAUCCUUGAAACUUUCUUUGUAAGUAACAAGAACCUCUGAUCCUAAGCUUAAUGAAGAUUAGUUGUUAGGAAAGAUAUUACAAGAUUUGCUGAUAAAAAAUGCUGACAUUGCCAUUACGUAUAUAUAAUAUCGGGGCUACUGAAGUAAGAAGUGGGAGCAGAUAAAUGCCUUUCAGGAAUUGUAUGAAGCUAUGAUCACCUAAAUUAAGGGAGGAAAAAUUAUAAUUUUACCCAAAAAGGAGUUUCAUUUCUGUUACGAAGCUAGUGCAGUGGUCUGUCAGUUGCAUUAGUCCUAAAAGUAUGGAAACUUCAAUUGAUGAUUGAUAUUUUACAAAUAGCCUUUUACACUGCAGUAUUGUAUAUUUUUGCAAUGCAUUAUGUGUUCAAUAGUACCACCAUUAACACUCACCUGAUACUUUAAAGUGCAAGUUGAUUUUAUGUGUAAUGCAAAGGAAUUUUUGUGUAGAAUUUUAAUGAGUAUCAGAAAAAUUGAUACAGUACUUGAGUUUUCAUAACCAAAAAUUAUGACUACCAGGAAGCUUCUUAUUUUGAAGAUUAGUACAAUUACAUUUUUUUGGGGGUGUGAAUAUUUUAUAUGCAAGGAGAGUAUAUUACAAAAGGUCUAAAUAAAAUGUCCUUGUUUUAUUUACAGUACUGUACAUGUCACAGCAA
Molecule: messenger RNA, 2322 nt
Organism: Homarus americanus (American lobster)
Lineage: Eukaryota; Metazoa; Arthropoda; Malacostraca; Decapoda; Nephropidae
Gene: alphaSnap
Product: alpha-soluble NSF attachment protein-like
Exons: 7
Coding region: 88-972 (294 amino acids)
Biological process (GO): SNARE complex disassembly; intracellular protein transport
Cellular component (GO): vacuolar membrane; SNARE complex
Molecular function (GO): syntaxin binding; soluble NSF attachment protein activity
Source: RefSeq, a predicted model, not a curated record